Molecule: messenger RNA, 480 nt
Organism: Ostertagia ostertagi
Lineage: Eukaryota; Metazoa; Nematoda; Chromadorea; Rhabditida; Trichostrongylidae
Source: the annotation of a GenBank genome assembly
UUAAACACAUGUAUAUGUGAAAAAAUCAUAAAGGGUACACGAUUUCGUUAUUUAGUGACGGGAGCCCCGGUUCUGUUCGACUUUGAGUCAUCUGAAUCCAGUCGGAAGACACCGAAACGGCCGCGAACGAUUCUCAAUGCAACUCAACGAAAGCAGUUCAAAGCAGCCUUUGAGAAGAGCGCGAAACCGUGCAGAAAGAUUCGAGAACAGCUCGCUAAAGAGACCGGCUUGAGCGUUCGGGUUGUCCAGGUGUGGUUCCAGAAUCAACGAGCAAAAAUGAAGAAAAUGCAAAGAAAAGAAGAGAGCAAACGGGGUUCAAGUGCUCUGGAUUCUGAAGGCAAAAGUAUUGAAGGCGAGAAGAGUUCAGAUGAAGAAAACUGCUCCGACUGCGACGACUUGGACAUGGAUCAACCAGAAAAGUCUUAUCCAGACAAUCCUAUCGAGAAACUCUACCACAUGCAAAGCACAUAUUUCCAAUUC